Molecule: messenger RNA, 1027 nt
Organism: Entrophospora candida
Lineage: Eukaryota; Fungi; Glomeromycota; Glomeromycetes; Entrophosporales; Entrophosporaceae
Source: the annotation of a GenBank genome assembly
AUGAAUAAUUUGUAUAAACAUGCAUUGAAACAAGAACAAGGUAUACGACAGGAACUUGAGAAAUUUGAGAGUGGAGAUGUGUCAGUUGGUUUACAAGGACAAAUUUCAGCAAGCCUUACAGCAUUAAAACGUACAAUUGAAGAUUAUGAUGUACAAGCUAAAAGAGAAGUGAUUUUGGUGAAACAAAACAAAGCAUUCGCAAAUAUAAGUAAAUUAAGAGAAGAUUAUAGUGAAAUGAAUUUUCAAUUUGAACGACUGAAGCAACGAGAAGCCAAUAAGAUUACAGAAAAUAACAGAUCAGAAUUAUUAGGAAGAAGACAUAACACAAAUACGCCGGAACAUCCAUACCAAAAUAAUAUCAAUAAUCAUGUUAACAAUAAUAUGACGAGGGAACAACAUGCUUUAAGAGAACACGAAUUUAUAAAUGAUACAGAAACAAAACUCGAUGAAUAUAUAGCACAUGGAAGAGAAGUGCUUCAUAAUAUUUACGAUCAAAAUAAUAUAUUAAAGAACGCACAAAGAAAAAUGCUUGACGCAGCAAAUACACUCGGAUUGUCUCGUAAUGUGAUUCAGUAUAUUGAGCGUAGAAUGUCUCAAGAUAAAUGGGUGUUUAUAGUUAAAUUUAUAAAUACAACACCUUCCACCUACGAUCCUGCAAGCCUCGACCUUCCUUAUAGUAGUGAAGAUGAUGACAACGGCAACGAUGCCGCUUCUUUUAAAGAAUUCGAAAAUAUCAAUAUCCCUUUUCCCCCAGACAUCAAAGCAGAGGCCUUGAUAAAUUGUAAAAAGAAUGGCAAGAUGCCGACUAGAUCUCCCAAUUCUUUUAUGGUCUAUCGGAAGGCCUUUGUAAACGAACUUCACAAAAAUGGUCAUUAUGUCUCAAUGACUACUGCCUCGCCAAUUAUCGCCAGAUUGUGGAGGCGUGAGCCAAAUCAUAUAAAAGACGCGUAUAGAGCUAUUUCCGAACAAGCCAAACAACUGUUUUUGCUAAGGCAACAUCGAAAAUCAGAUAAUGGCCGAGUAGAAG